GGAGGUGGACCCACGCGCACUCACUUGCCCGCUCAGUCACUCACUUACUGCCGGUCUUUUGUAUCCAACCGCGCCGCUCCAUGACGGAACAUCUCUCUGGACUUCCACGGGGAUGAAGCGGGCGUAGAGGUGGAAUAAAACAAACGUACACGUCUUCGAGACUAACCGCCGAGCUCCGCCGCUUGUCUCUCCGAGGGUGCGCUUGGAUUUCAGACCGAAAGGUACCGCCGUUGCUCGGUGCGCCACAGCCGCGCGGAACCCCUCUUUCCCCUCGCACAUCAUGGAUGUACGUUUUUAUCCCAAUGCCGGUGGAAAUUCUAUUCCCGGAGAGCCGCCUAACCUGGAUUUCGCCCAUUGUUUGGGCUACUACAACUUUAACAAGUUCCAAAACAACAACAACAACUACAUGAACAUGUCGGAAGCUAGCGGCACCCUGCUGAAUGCUGGUGAUACCUUUCACACCCCAAGUCUGGGCGAUGAGGAGUUCGAGAUCCCUCCCAUUACGCCGCCACCCGAAAUGGAACCGGGUUUUGGUCUGUCGGACGGAGACUCGCCUUUCCCGUCAAUGCCGGAGCCUCCGGUCCAGCACAGAGGUUCCUUCAUCCCUCAGUUCCCGCCUCAGAGCCUGGAUCUGCCCUCCAUCACCAUCUCACGCAACAUGAUGGACCAGGAAGGGAUGACUCUCAGCAAUGGACAACCGGCGAGCGUCGGACCGGCCCACCUCCGCCAGUACACGGCCAACCCGGCCAUGCUGAUGAAGUCCAUCGCCAACAUGAGCGGCCCCAACGGGUUGAUCUCCCGGAAUCAGCUGACCACCAUCAACCAGUCGCAUCUCAACGCGCAGCUGAACCUGAGCAUGGGCGGACACAGCAUCGCCCACACCUCGCCGUCGCCGCCGGCCAGCAAGUCGGCCACGCCGUCGCCUUCCAGCUCUAUCAACGAAGACGAACAGGACGACGGCCACAGGGUGGUCGGCGAAAAGCGCCCGGCGCCCGUGGAUCCCGCCAAGAAGCCCAAGACUCCCAAGAAGAAGAAGAAGAAAGACCCCAACGAGCCCCAGAAGCCCGUGUCGGCUUACGCGCUGUUCUUCCGAGACACGCAGGCCGCCAUCAAGGGCCAGAACCCCAACGCCACCUUUGGGGAAGUGUCCAAGAUAGUGGCGUCCAUGUGGGACGGUCUCGGGGAGGAGCAGAAGCAGGUGUAUAAAAGCAAAACAGAAGCGGCCAAGAAAGAAUAUUUGAAGGCCCUGGCAGCGUACCGUGCGAGUCUGGUUUCUAAGGCUGCGGCCGAAUCAGCGGAGGCGCAGACGAUUCGCUCGGUGCAGCAGACCCUGGCCUCCACCAGCCUCUCCCCGGGCCUGGUGAUGCCCUCGCCCCUCAGCCAGCACCCCUCCAUGCCCUGCGCUUCCCAGGCUCUCCAGCAAGCUCUCCCCCGGGCCAUCGCCCCCAAGCCCUUACAGAUGAGACUCGGGGGCAGCCAGAUCGUCACCUCGGUCACCGUCUCCCACCAGAACAUGCCCCCCGGCAUGCCGCCGCAGAUGCUCGGCCAGAUGGGGGCGGGGGCUCAGUCGACGGCGGUGUCGCAGAUGAGCCCGCCCAUGCAGCAGCAGCAGCAGCACGCCAUGCAGCAUCAGAUGCACCUGCAGCACCACCAGAUGCAGCAGCAGCAGAUGCAUCACCAGCAGAUCCAGCAGCAGAUGCAGCAUCAGCACUUCCAGCAUCACCUACAGCAGCAGCUGCAGCAACACCACAUGCAGCAGCAGCAGCAGCAGCAGCAGCAGCAGCAGAUGCAGAUGCAGCACAUGCAGAUGCAGCAUCACAUGCAUCAGCAGCAAAUCCAGCAUCUCCAGCAAUCCCAGUGUUCCCCGCCACAACACUCCCCCGGCACGCCACAUUCCACCGCCUCGCUCGGAAGCCCCCAGCCGGCCUCGCAGCAGCAGCAGCAGCAGCAGCAGCAGCAGCAGCACCCCUCCCAAAUCCAGGCCCACGCCCAGGUCCUCUCGCAAGUCAGCAUUUUCUGAGCUCGAGUCCUUCGUCAAAGAACAGUUUGAGUAAAAAAAUAAAAAUAAAAAAAAUAAAUAAAAAAAAGCAGCAUUUCUAGGUUGCUUUUUUUCCAACGUUGCACUUAAGAAGUGUGUCAGAAUGUUAUAGAAAGAACUGUCCAUUGUUAUAGACGGAUAUG
Nerophis lumbriciformis (worm pipefish) is the source of this 2181-nucleotide messenger RNA. It is a transcript of the gene tox3, whose product is annotated as TOX high mobility group box family member 3. Gene Ontology annotation, biological process: regulation of transcription by RNA polymerase II. Gene Ontology annotation, molecular function: chromatin DNA binding. Lineage: Eukaryota; Metazoa; Chordata; Actinopteri; Syngnathiformes; Syngnathidae. The record is from RefSeq and is a predicted model, not a curated record. Gene Ontology annotation, cellular component: nucleus.